This is a messenger RNA of Zootermopsis nevadensis, 2284 nucleotides long. RefSeq lists its product as uncharacterized. Gene Ontology annotation, biological process: mRNA splicing, via spliceosome. Lineage: Eukaryota; Metazoa; Arthropoda; Insecta; Blattodea; Termopsidae. Gene Ontology annotation, molecular function: RNA binding. The record is from RefSeq and is a predicted model, not a curated record. Gene Ontology annotation, cellular component: U2 snRNP; precatalytic spliceosome; catalytic step 2 spliceosome.
AUAGAAACUGUAAGUGAUCUAAAGCUAUGGAGUUUGCGUUCAGUUUCUAUCUCUGUAUUAGUCAUUUGAUGUUUCCUUGCGCGAAUGUGGUUUUUCGCCACGUAUCGUAUUCAUAUGCAUGGUCCGUUUUGUCAGCCAGUUGCUAUUUUGUUCGGUUUGGCGAUGAGAGUUAGUGGCUUAUUCAGAAAUAAUCGAGCAUAAAAGAAUUGCACGAGCUGUGGUUGUAAACGAAGAAACAUGAAUCCUAUGACCAAUGUGAAGAACAUUAAAAAAUUAAGUGAGCUUGAACUGAAACGGAAUUUGAAGACAUCAUGGCAUGACCAGUAUAAAGAUAGUGCCUGGAUUUUUGUUGGAGGUUUGCCAUAUGAUUUAACAGAAGGGGACAUUAUUUGCGUAUUCUCACAGUAUGGUGAGGUGGUUAACUUGAAUUUGGUUCGUGACAAAGCAACUGGCAAAUCCAAGGGGUUUUGUUUCCUCUGUUAUGAAGAUCAGCAUAGUACUGUGUUGGCAGUUGAUAACCUGAAUGGCAUAAAAUUGCUUGGCCGCACAAUACGUGUUGAUCAUGUGGCUGACUAUAAACCACCAAAAGAUUCAGAUAAACUGGAUGAAGAAACACGGAAACUUUAUUCUGAGGGCUGUGCACCAUCACGCAGCAUACUUCCUGUAAUGCGUGAGGAAGAGAACAAAGGUAAACCUAAGACAAAAUCGAAAAAGGAGAAGAAAAAGAAAAAGAAGAAGAAGAGAAAGCAGGUUUCAAGUAGUGAAGAGAGUUCAAGUGACAAUUCAAAUUCAGAUUCAGGCUCAGAAAGUGACAAAGAGAGUGACGACAGUAUUGUCAGCCCAUGCAACAAAAAACAUAAGCACAGCAGCAGGAAAGGUGCAAAGAAACGUAAGAAAAAGUCAAAAGUUGUAACAAGUGAUGGUGAUUCUUCAACAGAAAAUGAAACUAUUAGGGAAUCUCGCGAGAAGCGCCGUAAACUUGUAGAGAAAAUUAAAACUCUAGAGGCUGUGCUUAAUUAUACCAGAAAAGCAUCAAAGAAGGCAAGUGCCACAGAAGAGCCAUUAUCAAAGCCUAGGUCAGAUGAAUCGCUUGAGAAGGCACAUGUUGAACAUUAUAGUCGCAGAAGCGAAAAAAAUUCUACCACUGAACGAGGUGAUAAACAGAAGAAUACUUACCAUGAGAAUGGGACAUUAGACAGAAAACAAAAUCAUGGUGAUAGCACAUUCAGACGGCAGGAACAGGUAGGUGGAGAGAUUGUGGAGCGUGAUGAUAGGCAAUGGAAGAGAAGUGAUGAUACAGGUCCUUCAAGAGACAGAGAAAGGUUUCGAGCACAAGAGAGAAUCCAUGAUAAAGACAGAGAUUGGGAGCAUGACAGGUUCAGGUCACGUGACAAAGAACGAUUUACAAGGGAAAGGGGUCGUGACAGACGUUGGGAUAGGGGUCAAGAACGUUGCAGGAGGUGAGAGCUAUCAUAUUAUUUGUUAUUGCUAUUUAAAUUCUGCAGCUGUGCGCUAGCUAUGCCAAGUCAUGGAAGAAGCAGAAAGUGGAUUUAUAUGAAUUUCAUGUGAUGGAAAAGCAGCCUGUAAGCAUAAUAUGGAUCAUAAUAUAUACAUCAUAAAGUGUGUCAUUGGCUGACUGAUUUUACUGGCAGGGAAAGGUUUCGUUACAUUAUUUUUCUAAGAUGAACCAUUAAAUGCCAGGAUGUCAAUAGAGGCCAGCUUUUCGUACAGCAUCUUACUAUAUGGCAAUAGAACACAGUCUGUAAUUGUUGGUGAUCUUCAGCCAAAUAAGUCUAGUCUACAUUCUCACAGCCUAUUUCACUAAGAACCAUAUUAAUAUUAUUGUUCUGCCUCCUUUCUGGUCUUCUGCGUGCCCAUCUUAUUACAUACGUUCAACUCGUCUUAAUGUCCUAAUUAUACUCCAGCUUUGUGCUUUUUAAUUCUGUACUGUCAGCAGGACCAUCAUGGUGACCAUGCAAACUUAUGAGUUGGGAGCAAAACUAGUGCCAUUCAGUGUACAAUAACAUUAUGUUAACUUUUGUUUACAGUUUUGUGACUGGGUGAAAUAUUUAUGUUCUGGUUUCUGUUAUUUUGCAUUGCAACAUGAUGUGUGGUAUUACAAGGUUAUAGAUGUUCCAUCAGAUUUUGUGUAACAGGGUUAGAAUUUUUAAAAUCCUGAAAUGUUGGAUUGGUUUAAGUUAGGGUAUGUUGUGUUAUGUUGUUAUAUAAUGAAUGGUUCACUGUAAACAACAAAGCUUCAAAUAAAUACUGUUAUGAAAGUACA